GAAGGUUAAUCUUCAUCCAGGGAAAAUACAUACAAGUAGGAUAAUACAUAUACAGUACAUAGUAAUACAGGAAAUGGAUCGAUAAACAGGCAACAAAAGAACAUCAGAUAGUAAGUUUUUUUAGUUUCUUUAACCAAUUCCACUGACAGAAAGAGCCAAAUGAAAUGCUUAUUCAUUAUGCUCCAGACAGAGCCUUCAGCAGUGCAGACUGUUGACAUGUGAACCGUGCCAGAGAGUGCACAAGUUAAUUCAUUUGUUGCUUGUUUUCUUUCUCACUAUAACUUUAUCCCCCUCCCUUAGUUUUCCCAGGAUAGGUUUAUAAACACAUGAGAAAAAAAAAGAGAAAAAUCAAAAGAUCCUUAAAUGUAAUCAUUUAAUUGAUAAAAAGAUAUCUUUUAGCUAAAAAAAAAAAUCACUUGUUUACAAAAUCCACUUGCACAUUUGUUGACCUCUGUAGCAGAGGUAUCACUCAUGUUUUCCCACACCUGCUUUUUGGUUCCAGAGAGAAAUCACUGGUGUUUGAAUAACCCAUAUCAUUUUUCAACAUUGAGACAGUUUUUCUCUAUCUUAGAUCAAGCAGAAAAGGCCAUUCCAAUAAUUAAAUGUGUGUCUUUUCCUUUGAAAAGCACUUCACUGAUUGCAAAGUGAUGAAGCUUUUGAGUCCAUGUCAAUGUAAAUUGGAGGCGCUGGGAAUUUCCUGUGCUUUUUCUUCACUAGUUGUAGCAAACAGUGAACUGUUUUGUUUUCACAGUCCAUUAAGAGGAGGCUAAUAGGGUCCUCCUGUAUUUGUUUUCCUGACCCCUCCAUAGUAAGAUAGUAAGAAAACUGUCUUUCCUAUCUUAAGGAGACUCUUUUCCUAAAACAUUGGUUUCCUGCUCUCUUUCCUCCACCCAUUUCUUUUUUGCCCCCCUCAUCCUUGUUUCUUGUUUGGUAAUGUGUAUGAUGAUAGUUUCCUUGUUCACAAAAGAAGCUUUACUUCACUUUGAAAACUUUGCCAUAGUCAAAGUUUUGGCUGUAUCUGACACAGCAUCUGAAUUCAGUAGGAAAGUGCUUAUUUUAGGUAAAAUAAUUUGUAUUCAGAAUUUAACACAUAAAUGUAUACAUACAGCCCAUGCCCUCCACCUCUCUUUUCUUUAAAAAGGACCUCCGUUUUGUUUAUUUUGAUAUAGUCAUGUUAUCCUCAUUGAUUUAGAACCAAAACAGCUGAACUGGUCUUUUAAUUUGUUUUGUUUACAAGAAAGAGGCCUGGACUGUUGAAGGAAAAUGCCAACUACUUAUCUGCUUCCCACUCAUUGCUACUACUGUUAGUAUUUGUAACUUUAAGCACAACAGCUGAAUUUCUUCCCUAUUUCUUGUAUAUUUUGCCACAGAUUUGCUUGUGGAGUAAAGCUUGAAAACAAGAGACAGUUGCUUAACAGUAAAAGCAUGUAAACUUCACACAUCUCUAUGAGCUAAACGUUAGAAGGAAGUAUGAUUUUUAAGAAUUAAACUAUGGUCAUAAACCACAGUUUGACUUCUGCUUGUUUCUCUUAACCAUAGUCAAGACUAAACAAAAUUUGGCUGCAUUCAGGCAUAGUGCUAAACUGCAGUUAUUGUUUGACUGGGUUCAGGCAAAAUGCUAAACUACAGUUAAGUGAAAUUCAAAUAAAAUGAAAAGGAAUAAUAAUAAUAAUAAUAAUAAUAAUAAUAAUAAUAAUAAUAUAAAGGUAACUUCUAGUAGUGGAACUACACAGGCCCAAGAUUCAUUCACAUAACUGUAGUUUAAUGUAUUUGAAUAAGGCCACUCUUUACUGCCAGAACUGAAUAUGUGAAAGUGAGUAUUCUUAGCUUUAUAACCAGAUAAAAUGGUCAGUCAUAUUUAAAUGCCUUUGUACAGUUCAAACCACUGAUCCAUUUAGCCUUAAUACUUGCUCUGUCCAGCAGCAACUAUGAAUAUUUUAAAGCUGAACCUCUUUCAAUUGUGAUCCUUUGGGCACAAAUACAAGGCAUCUGUUUACAGUCAUUAUGCAGUCUUAAUGAAAGUAUGAAAUGAAGAUGUUGUGUAACAUCAAGCGUUGAAUCUUUCCCCCUUCUCCCCUCAAAAUCUCCUCCAAAAGGCUGAGGAGAUACACUGAACAGCAUGGUCUAUGUCUUGCAGAGCCCCAGUGGGAGAGAGUAAGUGCUCCAAAUUAGGCAGAUGGAUCUUGCGCUAUUCCCAAAUGAGUCUUGGUGUCAGGUGUUCCUCCCCAGCCCAGUAGCUCCCCCCAUCUCAAGAGAAUAUUUAUGGAGAUACUAAAGGAGAAGAGAAGGAAAAGAUUCAUUCAAUGAGCUGCCUUCUAUUUGCACAUCACUGGAUUUCACCACACUGGCAAUUUUUGGCAGUUGGAAUAUACUGAGAAGAAGUCUGGAUAUCAUAAACAUACUGGUUGCACUUAUAAUCUGCCUUUUGAACAGGAUGAGGAACCUAAGGAUAUGAAUAGUAAGUGUUGAUGCCCUCAGAGAUUGCGUUUCUUCCUCUCUAAGUAGAAAAGAGUUUAAUCAUCUGGCAAGUCUGCUGAUUUUUAAAUUACUGUCUUUACUCUUUGUAAGGUAUUUUCUAUAUUUUUAAUGGAAAAAAUAGCUUAGGGAAAAUUAUGUUUCUAUCAUAAACAGGAAUCGUCAUUCAAAGGCAGGCUUUUUAGCAAAGUGAUACAUUCUGCAAUUAUGUUGUCUUUCUGUGUCCAUUAAGAUACUAGUGAAACUUUAACUUAAAAGAGCAAGUUUUGUGACUGAUCUUUUGCUAUUGUUACCUCCUGAUGAAAUGCAGAACAUCUAAUCCUAUUUUUGUCUGCUGUUCAAUAAACAGAUUAAAUUCCAGUUUCCCAGUUUACAUGUAAUGGGAAACUGGCUAUAAACAACCACGGCAGAAAACGUUGAAGCUGACAUGCAGGCAAGAAUCUGCACAAAUAACAAUAUGGGGAAAAAAGAGUUGUGUCUGCUUGUAUUGAAGUCAGAAAUCAAGGAAAUCUUCUACAAGAUCCAAUUGCACCCACCAACUCUACUUGUCAGCAUUAUGUCUGCAAGAACUGUAAAGGCAAGAAGAUGAUGAUGAAGCCUUCAUGUAGUUGGUGCAAGGACUAUGAGCAAUUUGAAGAAAAUAAACAGUUAAGCAUUCUAGUGAAUUGCUAUAAAAAACUUUGUGAGUAUAUAACACAAACACCAUUAGCACGGGAUAUUAAACAAGCUGUUGACGCUUCUCCGGAUCUUUUGACUUUGCUUAAAGAUGGCUCACCGCUCCUUGAGGAUACAGAAAAAACAUCUGAUGAAGCUUUAGCAUUGUGUUUAACACAUUCCCCAUCUCCACCAGCCUCAGAGCCUGAACCUCCAGCAAGUAGUUCUUUUGUAACUGAAAGCACACAAGACUCUGAUGUGAAAGGCUCUGCUGUUAAUGGGUUGCCCAAUUGUAAUGGAAUAUCAGUAGAUAAACUUGGAGAACAUAUUCCUUCCCCUGAACAUACAAAUACAGUCAGUGUGUGUAGUUCUGAACAGUACAUGAAAGCUGAUGAUAUUUCUAGCAACCUUGAUCCUAUCUGUGACAUAGUUUCUCCUAGUGAUUUGUGUGGAACAAGUAUUGAUAUUCACAAUUUCAGUGAAGACAUCAAGUCUGGUGAUCCACUUUUACUCAGUGUUGAAGAAGUGCUACGGACUUUGGACUCUACCCCACCAGUCUGCAGUCCUACUUUGCAACACAGCUUGGAAACCAAUUUAUCCAAUGGUCCUUUUUUGCAGGUUUCUCCCCCACCUCCUAGCCAUAACAUGUUCAUGUCAAUGGGUUCUUCGCCUCAUGGAAUUUCAUGUACAGCUGCAACGCCUAAGGUAGUAAAACUAAAUAGAAAACGAUCACGAUCAGAAAGUGACAGUGAAAAGGUCCAGCCCCUUCCUAUUUCCAGCAUCCUUUGUGGCCCAACGUUGGGAGCCUCAGCUCCUGUAAUGGUAAAACAGGAUACAAAGAUGUCUUUGCAGCCUGUAGCAACUGUACCUAAUGGAGGCACAACUCCUAAAAAUAGCAAAAGUGUAUUGUUAUCAAAUAAAAGCAUGAAAAAGAACCUAGAUCAUACCACCAAGAAAUCUCAUCCUAAAUCCAAAUCAGGAAUGCUGAAAACAAAGUCGAAAGAAAAAAAUCCUAGUAGUCAUGUUACUCCAGGAAGCCCUACAAAAACUGUGUACAAAAAGGCACAAGAAAAGAAGGGGUGUAAAUGUGGCCGAGCCACCCAAAAUCCAAGUGUUCUUACAUGUCGUGGCCAACGCUGCCCUUGUUACUCGAACCGUAAAGCCUGCUUAGACUGCAUAUGCCGUGGCUGCCAAAAUUCAUAUAUGGCUAAUGGGGAAAAGAAACUGGAGGCAUUUGCUGUGCCAGAAAAGGCCUUGGAGCAGACUAGGCUUACUCUGGGCAUUAAUGUGACAAGCAUUGCUGUUCGCAAUGCCAGCACAAGUACCAAUGUAAUUAAUGUGACAGGGUCACCAGUAACUACGUUUUUAGCUGCCAGUACAAACGAUGAUAAGAACUUGGGUGAAGCUAUAGACAUAAGAUAUGACUGCUGAGUCUUUCUUUUUUUCUCUCUUCCCCCACCCUCCUUUUUUAAAAUGUUCUCUCCUACCUUUGGUAGAGGGAUUGCUACAAUUUUGAAGGCAGCUAUGGUUCUGUUUAACUUGCCGGAGCUCCUGCAUAUAGAUCACUUGUAUCAAGUGUUUUUCAUUGCUAUGUUGUGUGUUAGUGUCUGGGAAAUAGUUUGAUGGUAAUUGCGGAGUUACCCUGAAACUGUCUUUAGUUCUUAAAGCACCUCAUAGUUUCAGAUCAAAUGCUAAUGUAAAUGAUUUUUUAAAAAAUACAAGAUGACUUUUUUUUACAAACCCUGACCUUGUACCAGUUCAUGCUUUGUGCUCAAUCAGAGAUUGAUUCAAUAUACAGAAAUGCUAUCUAGUCAGUCCAUCAUUGGUCCAAAAUAUUGCAGAAAUAAUCCAGUUUAAGACUGCCUUUACUGCCCUGGCUCAGUGCUAUAGAAUCCUGGGAAUUGUAGUUUAUUGUGGCACCAGAGCUCUCUGACAGAGAAGGCUAAAUGUCUUACAAAACUACAGUUUCCAGAAUUCACUCACAUUGAGCCAGGGCAGUUAAAACAGUCUCAAACUGGAUUAUUUUUGCAGUAUGGCUUGGACCAUAUUUCUACUACUUUGAUAUAUCCAAGUUUAUCGUCAGAGUUGAAGAAAAAAAAUCACCUCCAUGCUCAUACUGGAAAUAUUAAGAAAAAUGUAAACUGUCUUAUCAUACCAUAUUACUGGUGAACAGCGAAAUUAGUAAUUUAACACCUUAAAUUUAUUCAAAAAUAAAAAGUGUAAUUAUCCAACUAAUAUAGAAAUGGUGAAACCAAGCCCUACCUUUUAUUUAUGUCACUUAAGUUUCUCAAGUAUUUUAACUUAUGUUUUGAAAAUAAUUGUCAAGAGUUCCUUUGUGAUAAAGCAGCUUCUUGAUUUUUUUUUAAAUUCAGACUUUUAGAAAAAAGUUUGCAGGUUAAAACCAGUCUGUUUCACAAUGUGUCAUACUAUUAACAUUGCGAAAUUGGUUAUAGAUAUAUAUAUAUAUACUGUAUAUUUUAGAUGGUAUGCUGGUAGGCUGCGAAAUAAAAGCUAUUUAAUUCAUGCCAAAGUUACCAAGAUAUUAUUUUAUUUUGUACAUUAAAAUUCAGCUGUUCAAGAACAUAAACUACCAACUAGCAUGCUGUUGCUGUUCCAGACUAGUGAUACUGGCAGGCCAUUGACUUUCAGCUGAGGUUCUCCAUACCUCUAGUACCCAGCACCCUUUACCCUGGUACUGCUCUUACUUGGGAGGAUGCCUGGAUGCAUAGUGGUGAGGCACAGCAGAAAUUUAGCAGAUAGUGAAUGAAGUUCUGUAGUUCACUUGUGACUGGAAGAGUAACAGUGUACCAAAGGUGGAACUGAUGCGGUUGGUAUGCAGUUAUAUCUGGGUCACAGAAGAGCUGCUCCAUCUCUUCCUUAAUAUGCAAAAUUUCGUUUCCCCUCAAUUUAUAUUGUGAGUAGAGACAAAUUCUAAACUUGAAAAUAUUGUGUUAAAUACUGAAAUACCUAAUUUUGAAUAAACUUAUGGGACUGACUAGAAAAGACUGGAUUGAAUCCAGUUAGCUUUUCAUACCAGUAGAAUUACUUCAAACAGUAGGGUGUGUGUGUGUGUGUGUGUGUGUGUGUGUGUGUGUGUGUGUGGUCAUCCCAACAGCUCUUUUUGCAGCCUCUCACUCUCUUCCCAGUGAUUUGAAGAUCAUUUGGAGCAUGUUUUGGUGAGCUGCAAAGGGUAGGAAAGAGGGGAAAGGACAUGAGUAGAAGUCAUCUAACACAACAUUGUAUUUGCCCUCCAUAUCCUAAUCUGAAGCAAUAUUUCAGUAGAUUGUCUAAAGAUAAUUCAUGUCACCUUUUCUGAAAGUUAUAUUUGCCAUCUAAUUGUUCACUGAGUCUCAUUUACAGUAAAUUAUGACAUUAGACAUUUGGAUUUGGCACAAAGCAUGUACAAUGAUGGUUACUAGGUCUGAAAAAUAAGCAAAAGAUUUUGGACACCAUUUGGAUGAUGUCUCCUUUUUGUUCAGUAGUGUACCAUGGUGUCAUUUUAUGUGAAUGUGGUCAAAUAGCGUUUUGUUGGCUUUCAGGUUUGUUUUCCCCCUGUCCUUUCUGUGGGUAGGACAGGGUGUGGGGGGCUAAAGCCAUAGGAAGAAGAAUGUGAUGUAAGUGUUCAGUAUGUAUUUUUUUGUUUCUGUUUUGCAAGAAGAGUUGAAAAAUAUUUUUGAUAAUGAGAGUAAAUGGUGGAAAAUGCUCUUUAGUAUUCUUGUCUCUUUUUUGCCAGCUCAGACUCCUGAAUUUUCUGUUUAAUUUUAGGUUUAUUAUGUCCUAUUAAAACAUAAUUAGUUAAAUAUGUAUGUGAUUUUUGUGUGGACCAAAUGGGAUCUGCUAUUAUUUACUUCAGUGUUCUUAACCUUAAUUUACUUGUGUGAAUCUGAUAAUUAUUUCAGAAUCUAUAAGAAGACUAAUCAAACAUACAGAAAGCAUAACAUGCUGUUUCUACAGGCUGGGUGCUAUCUGGAAAUUUCUCUAGAAGUGUUAAAAGUAUCAUCCAAGACUGCUACUGGUACAGUUAUGGAGCGGAAAUAUAUCAUCAGUAUGCCUUUACUCCAAAUGUGGGAAUAAUUUCAAUUUAUUUUACAGCUACACUUAACAGAAUUCCAGUAGCUAGUGAUUUAGGGCAAAUGUUCUUUGGAACUGUUAUUGGGAAUUCCGGACCUUUAUUGUGUUACUGGUGGUAAAUUCAGGUUUGUUUUAAAAACUAGUUCCUUCUAUGCUGCCACAUUCUUAAGCUGUGUAUUAAAAUUUGAGGUGAUUAAUAAA
Sceloporus undulatus (fence lizard) is the source of this 7401-nucleotide messenger RNA. RefSeq names its product MSL complex subunit 2 (gene MSL2). The coding region runs from base 3061 to 4560 and encodes 499 amino acids. Gene Ontology annotation, cellular component: MSL complex. The transcript has 3 exons. The record is from RefSeq and is a predicted model, not a curated record. Lineage: Eukaryota; Metazoa; Chordata; Lepidosauria; Squamata; Phrynosomatidae. Gene Ontology annotation, molecular function: ubiquitin protein ligase activity.